Messenger RNA from Acanthosepion pharaonis, 5022 nucleotides. NCBI's taxonomy places the organism in Eukaryota, Metazoa, Mollusca, Cephalopoda, Sepiida, Sepiidae. The record is from the annotation of a GenBank genome assembly.
AUGUACCUCCAUUUCGGCAAGUCUGGACCCUCCAAAACUACUCACGACUCUAUUCAAGCUCUGACUUCCUGUUCCUCCUCUCGUGAACUACUUCACAAGCUUUGUGAAGAAACCAACGCCAUUACAAGUCUCUCUACUGUAGCACCUGGUGAUAACAGUCAAUUUACAAAAGAUGGGUCCAAUGUCAUCACUUCACCACGCCAGAGAGACCAUCCACACGUCCGUCCACAAAAUGGGGUCGGAGCGGAGAUUCCUACUUCGGAAGGUGCGGGUGUGGCUACCGCACAUCAACAUAUGGCGAACACCAAGAAUAAAAAGAAAAAAAAGAAAGCGACCAAGAGGCUUGCGAAAAUCCAAAGCUCUUCUACUGGGGUGAGUGAGGCUGAUACUGUGACAGCUGAAUCAGUCGCACCUGCUGAUGUAAGUUCCACAGAUGAAGUUUCCGAUGAAGCCUCUCUCUUACCCUCCUCAUCGUUAUCUACUUGCUCCUCCUCACAGUCGUUAGUAACAGUAGCGAUCAGUGCCUCUACAAAUUCUGACUGUAACGACAACGGUGGGGGAUAUGAAGUUACUGACCCUGGUGAAUCCGUUCCAGUCAACGUCCCCGCUUCGGAUAGUGCGGAUUCAUCCCUGGUUGUCACAACACCACCGGGGAACAGAAAGCAGCCUAUAAACUGGUCUGUGUCAGCGCCGAUACUAAAAUCCAAAAAACUGAAGAAGAGUCUGUCGAGAACGUUAUCGAACCUAGACUUUGACAAAUGCAGCCCAGAAAUUUGUGUUACCCUGAUGCAUCGGCCGACAAUACAAAAUGUCGGUGCCCUGAAGAGGAAAUUAAAGAGCUGCAGCACAGAAUGGCUGCAUACGUUCGUCACCAAAGGUGGACUUGACAGUCUGCUGGACUAUAGUAGCGGCGAGCGCCAUCUUCAUCAGCUGUCAGAUGCCCUAUUGUUGUUGGAAUGUAUCUCUUGUGUCAGGGUUGUGAUGAACUCUCGCCAGGGAUUAGAAUAUAUAAUUAAUACUCAUUACACUACCAAAUUGAUUAAAACUUUGGAUUCCCCAAACGUAAUGGUCAAAAGCGAAGUGUUUGAGCUUAUGUCGGUCCUUUGUAUCUACUCCAAUGACGGAUACCAAAGUACGCUCAAUGCCAUAGAUCUGAUAAAGGUUGGCAAGCACGAACAUUAUCGCUUCAGUUUCAUUGUUAAUGAACUGAAGACGACGGAGGUGAUCGCUUACAAGAGGAAUCUCAUGGCCUUCAUUAACUGCAUCUUGUUUGCAACCGACGAACUUUACGAGCGCAUAAAGAUCAGAGUAGAAUUCACAGACCUGAACAUCGAGGCAGUGCUUAAGGAAUUACGCAACUUGAAUGAUGACAAACUGACCAUCCAGUGUGAGACAUUUGAGCAGGACAAGAGACACGAUGAGGCAAUUUUGACUCUGGCCCAUAACUCUAACCGAGGAGACAUUAGCCGUCACCAAGAUAUGUUUCUAGCCAUUUGUCAGAAUUUUCAUGCUGUAAUGAAAAAGAAAGGAAUCACGCCGUGUGCCAAUUGGGCAGAACGUCUAUCACGGCGUCGAGCAAGUAAUAUACACUAUGAAUCAACGGGGUUAGGACACUCGAGGUCAGGUGAUCUUUCUAAAAUAUAUCACGAAGAUAUAACAAAUGCAUCCUCUCUACUUAUGCCGGCUCAGGCUCUGAGGGUUCUUGGCACUCCUCACGCGGAUUCUUUUCUGAGCAUUUUACAAUCUUUGAAGCAGAUAGAUUCAGAGAGUGAAGUUAGCGACCACCAAUGGACAAUCAUGGAAUCAAUCGCUCAGAAUCUGUUAUAUCUUGACAAGUCACUUUUUCUGGAAAAACUGUUGGUCGACAUCGAAACGGAAGUUGAACUUCAACGCUACCGGAGUGAAAACGAAUAUCGAUCAGAGACACGCUCUGUGGACACUCUGAACACUUCCCACACGACUGCUGAUUCAACCUAUGGCUCUGAGCCCGAAGAAACUAACACCAUCGAUCAUCGGCACACUUUACAGCGGUUCAGUUUAAAUAAACACCCAAAACGCAAAUUACACAGAAACAGCUCUCUUCCAGAACUUGGUCACCGUGACUUUACCAAAGUGUCGUCAAAUGAGCUGAAAAAGUCUCGCAAGCGAAUAGAAAAUACCAGAAGGCAAGCAAGAAGGCACUCUUCCUCUUCGGCUAUGACGCCGACGAAUGAAGAGGUUAGUGAUCUAAAACUUUCUCCUGAAGAGUGGGAUCUGUCGUCGGUGUCGUCAGCUGAAAGCGAAACUAUAUCUUCGUCAGUUGCUGACAGUUCGAGCCCCCACCACGACAAUGACGAGCAAGCCAAUCAGUUUCAGUCUGGUGACCGUUUUCACCAUUCCAUGACAUUGAAUAGUACUGCUGGGUCCGGAAGUGAAGCAAGCGUUGCAGAACACCAGCAAAAGCUUAAAUGUAAAGAAACGCGGAAGAUUACACCGGAUAAUUCUCAGCUUCCAGGCUUGGCCGUUCAAUCCACGUUAAUUGGGUGCCUUCCUGUGAUGAACAGAAAACCAAAACCUCCCAUGCAGAGAACGAGGGUCAACGAGGAUAAAGAUUCAAAAUAUAAACUGCCACAGUCCCAACGCUCCGAGUGUUUGGAUCACUCGGAAAACGAUCCAACAAUGUCUGAUUCUUGCUCAUCCACUGAACAUUGUCUUCUGACAAAACAGCAGAAUUCGCAGCCGGUUAAAACGCUAACGACUGAAGACCAUCAAGGGUCUUACGCCAGAGACGAACAUAAAAAUAAUUCUUUCUCUCGAUACUCCUCUUCUCCCCCACACCAGACUAAUUUCGAUACGAGCGAUAAGACACAAACAUUGUUAAAUAAAAAAACAAACGCAAUCCCGCCACCGUCUCCUCCACUAACAGAUCAAGAAAAAACGGUUCCUCCUCCACCUCUCUCAUCCGAUAAAAGUGAACUUUCACAAUCACCACCGCCUCCAUCACCUACACAGCCAAUUCCGGCCAACAUAAAUAAUCCUACGUUUCCUCCACCCCCAUCAGGAACUAGUGGGUCUUUUCCUACGCCUCAACUGCCACAACCACUUCCGUCCUCAACGAAUAGGUCUCCACAUCUCCUUUCUCCUGUCAAAGUAGAGCUUUCUCCACUUCCACCAGGAACAGUUGAGUCUCCAACACCUUUUCUGUCAAAAAUAGGUGGGUCUCCACCUCCCCUUCCUUCUAUCCUUGGAGAGCCGCCGCCCCUUCCGCCUGGAAUGGGUGGGCCACCGCCUCCGCCGCCACCCCUUCCGCCUGGAAUGAGUGGACCACCUCCGCCACCGCCCCUUCCGCCUGGAAUGGGCGGACCACCUCCGCCGCCACCACCACCGCCCCUUCCGCCUGGAAUGGGCGGACCACCUCCGCCGCCACCACCACCGCCCCUUCCCGCCUGGAAUGGGCGGACCACCCUCCGCCGCCACCACCACCGCCCCUUCCGCCUGGAAUGGGCGGACCACCUCCGCCGCCACCACCACCGCCCCUUCCGCCUGGAAUGGGCGGACCACCUCCGCCGCCACCACCACCGCCCCUUCCGCCUGGAAUGGGCGGACCACCUCCACCGCCACCUCCUCCAUUGCCUCCAGGCAUGGGAGGACCACCCCCGCCUCCACCGCUUCCUCCUGGCACAGGAGGCCCUCCUCCACCUCCACUCUUUGAAACCUAGACAAAAACUUCGUUCUUUUUUAUGGACUAAAGUGCCUUCCAAUCAAUUAAGAGACAAAAAUGUCUGGCAAGAAAUUCAAAUGAUAAAGUCGGAGAGUCUCAAAGUAGAUUAUGAUCUUCUUGAAAACAUGUUUAGUUUGAAAAAUGUACAGAAAACUACAACAACGGAACACCAACAAAAGAAGACAGAAGUUGCUCAAAAGAAAUUAAGUGUUCUGAAUCGACAACGCAGUUUGGAUAUUGCUAUUUUUCUACGACAGUUCAAAGGUUCACAAGAAACUAUCAUUAACAAAAUACGUGAUAAUAAAAUUGAAGAGUUUGGUUUGGAGAAAUUGCGGCAGAUGCGAAAGAUUUUACCAACUGAUGACGAGAUUUCCAUGUUGAAUUCUCAUCAAGGUGACAUGGAAAAUUUGGCUGACCCUGAAAAAUUCUGCUUACUCUUGUCAAAAUUACCGUCCUACCAGGUGCAGCUAAGCGGCAUGCUUUUAAUGGAAGAAAAGGCAGCAUUGAUGCAGACACUCAGGCCAAAUAUCGAAAUGUUGAAAAAAAUCUGCCAUGACUUGAUGGCGAAUAAAGACUUGAAGAACUUUCUGGCACUGACAUUACAAGUUGGAAAUUAUAUGAAUUCCGACCGUCAUGCCGGCAAUGCCAUGGGCUUCGAAAUCAGUUCAGCCAUUAAACUCGCGAAUGAAACUAAAGGCAACGAAUCUGGAAUAAAUUUGCUUCAUUUUCUGGUGAGCCAAGCAGAGGAAUCGAACGGCCUUGGAUUCGUGGAACAACUUCAGCCGACAGUACAAAGCGCCAGCAGGUUGUCGAUUAAAUUACUGAAGGAAGAGCUGAGUAACUUAGCAAAUAGUGUAAACAAAUUGAACUUGGAUCUGAAAACCUGUGAUGAAAGAAUGAAGAAUCGUUAUGGAGUUUUCAUUAAGGAGACAAAAGACGAAAUUGUUGAAUUGAAUAAGCAAUUGCAAGAAAUCGAGACCAUGACCCAGAAACUGCAAGCUUAUUUCUGUGAAAAAGAAAAGGAUUUCCAGCUGGAUGUCUUCCUCAAUGACUUUAAUAAUUUCCUGCUGAACACUAAACAAUGCCAAAAGGACAAUAAACAACGACGCAUAAAGCAAGAAAUAUCAAUGCGAAGUCAAAAGAAAAAGGAUCAGAAAAUAUUAAUGGCAAAAAAGAAGGAACAACAGCAACAAAAAUUCACAAUAACAAAAGAUGGCAAAAAAUGUCGGAGAAGGCGCACUAUUGAUGAUGUGAAUAUUGUGGAAAAUCUUGUCAACAUGAUCUGUAAGGGUUUUGUGGAGGAGGAUGAUAUUAUCAGCUGA